AUCAUGGUCGUCAUCAGCAGCAACAUGGCGGGGGAGGAGGACACUUGUUGACGGCUGUGUCCUAUUUCUGGCCCUCCUGCUCGCCCUGGCGCCUGCGAGCACGUGCAUUAUGUGACUAAGGAAUGACAAAGGCUGCGGGAUGAGUGGGCUGCGUCGGCUGCGGGUGAGGGAACUGCACCCCAACCUGCUCUGCAUCCUGUGUGGUGGCUACUAUGUGGAUGCCACCACCAUUGUCGAGUGCCUCCACUCCUUUUGCAAGACCUGCAUUGUCCGCUACUUGGAGUCAAGCAAGUUCUGUCCAAUCUGCGAUGUCCAAGUACACAAGACCAAACCACUGCUCAGCAUCCGGCCAGACAAAACACUGCAGGACAUUGUAUACAAGCUGGUGCCGGGCCUUUAUCCAAACGAAAUGUGUAAGCGGCGGGAGUUCUACUCAAGUCACCCAGAGACACCCCCAGCCACUCUUGAAGAUGGGGGUAGUGACUUGGGCAGGUGCUACACCCUGCCUGAUGACCCUGUCUCCUUGGCCCUCUACCCUGCCUCUGCCUCCACCUCCCUUACCAGCUCCACACACCACUCAGGCUUCAAAAACCAUGUCCAUUUGCCCUCCAACCCCUCCAAGAUGACUCGUUCCUUCCAUCAGAAGUCCUCUGAGAGCAGAGUCCGGUACCUGCAGUGCCCAGCUGGGGUGAGUGUGGCACAACUCAAGAGACUCAUCCGGGCCAAAUUUGGUGUUGGUCCCGCCCAUCCAAUGGCCCUCCUCACCUGCACCAGUGAAGAUCCUUUGCAUGACUCCCUCACGUUGGUGGAUGUGGCCUACAUUACCUCCUGGCAACGGAGUGAACCACUGCAGCUGCUUUACCGCAUUUAUGAGAAGGCUAGCAAAAAAAUCAAGCUUGACCCUGAGGUUUGUGUAGCUGAGUCUCACAGCUCAUGUGAGGAGAUGCCCAAACUGGAACCCAGUGUUGGCAGUGGGGCACCAAUGUGUACAACACCUCAGGGUACUGUUGCUGACUAUAGCACUGCUCCACUUCUUCAGGCUGUUGGGGCUAUUGACUCCCCAACAGAGGAGAGGCCUUCUAAGACUGGAGCAAGGAAGACUGUGAAGCAGCCUGGGAAGUCUGGUGAAGGACCUACUACUACCCAGCAGGAAUUUCUCUUUGGGAAGGUGUCCAGGCCUGCUGGGAUGGUUAGAGAUACCCCGCUCAAAGACACUCAAGUGAUACAAAAUUGUGAUUCACUCUUAGAAAUGUCACAGGGUAUGACUGGGAGUGUGGCUGCCCAGGCAGGAACUGUAGAACCAGUUGUGACAUACCCAGGUAUGUUUGCAGCAUCCAGCAAUGGAGUAAGUGUUGGGGUAGCAUUGGUUUCCAGUGAACUAGGGCUUUUGGCACCCACCAAUGUUACAUGUGCAAUAAUCCCAGGUGCUGCUGCCAGUCUCCCUGUUCUUUGUGGAGCUGGGGGAGAUUGGAGUGUAACAGGACCUCAGGCAGGGGGCCAAGUGGUAACAGCAGCAGCAUCAUUAACUGUAGCAGCAACAAGUGAGAGGGGACCACAAGUGCCUGGGGAGGCUGGAGGCUCCAACAAGAAGGGAGUUUCUGGAGAAGAGGAGGAAGGGGAAGAAGUGCAGCUGAAAAUCAGUGAGUCUGGUGUAAUGAGUGUGUGUGGGAAGGACACCACUGUGGAGGGUGUGCUCAAUUCCCUGGAAACUGAAGCUGGGGAACUCCUUUCCAAGAUUGAAAGUGGUUCUUUGGGGGAGGAGUUCCCAUCUGUAAGCAGUCCCAAGAAAACUGAGAAGAGGAGAUCCAAGAGCAAGGUUAGUGGCCAAGGCAAGGCAGCCAGCAAGACUGAAGACAGAGGAGAUAAGUGCCAGCCUCUGAUAAAGGGUGACAAAUCAUCAGCCUUUGCAGGGAAGAUUGUAGAGAUGGACUACAAAACAACAGUUGAGACCUCAUUAAAGAAAGACUCUUAUGAAGCUGCCACUAUCACCACCACAAUGACCACCACUACCACCACCACCAUUACCACUGCUACUACCAUUGCUAUUACUUCCACCACAACCACUACCACUACUGCUGUUCCCUUGGAGGCCAGUAGGGAACAGAGUAGCAUUAAUGGAGAAUGGGCUGAGUCCACAGUUAGUGCAAAUAUGGUGUCUUCAGACGUACCAACACCUGGAGAGGAGUUCAGCAGCUGUAAAGAAUCAAAAGAUGAAGCAGCCAAGAGCUCCCGUGCCAGCCAUAUCCCAGCCAGCCUUGCUGCAGCCAGUAUGGCUAAUCUCAACAAGCCCCUCCUUAAGGCUGGUUCCUCCAAAAUGCAACAAAGUGAAGACAAGCACAAGGAGCAGAAACUGAACAGUAGUGGCUUAAACACUAAGAAGGAGGUGCGUCCUGACACACGGUGCCCUGCUGUUGGUGUUUCUGGUGUUGGAGUGGGUGGCUGCCGUAGAACUUCACAUUCCUAUGGCUACAAGACCCUCAAGACUCCUCCUAAGAGCUGGAACCCCACAAUAUCCAGAGAGCAUCUGGCUGUUGGCAAGUCUAUGGCUGGCAAGGGUCCCAAAGAUCCACCUCGACCCAACAAGUUCUUUAAGGCACGUAACCGGUCAGCCUCACUUGAGGCACAGAGUGGGACAGGGUCCAUGCGGGCUGGUGUACUAAAGAUUGAUCCCAAGACUUUGGGCCCCAUCAGUGCCUCUGUACGAGGUGAAGCUGGGGUUGUCACCACCACUUUACCUUCCCAAGCUUCUAGCCUGCCCCCCACUCCUCAGGUGACAACUUUGCAGACUCAAGCUGUGACACUGACACCAGUGCAGGAAAAGUGUGCAGGAGUGCGAGGGGUGACAUCGACAAUUAUGGCGGACACUAUUGAGGUGCCACCCACUUUGAAAAAGGAUGUUGCUUCCACUCCCCAGCAAACAUCCAGUGAAGGCAAGGAAAGUACAAACCACAGUGCAAAAGUUGUUGGAACCACCAUUAUUCAAGACAAUAACACUCCUACUAAGACUGUUAGUAAUCACAACAUUAACAGUAACAACAGCAACAGUAAUAGUAAUAAUAAUAAUAGUAAUAAUAAUAAUAAUAAUAAUAAUAAUAAUAAUAAUAAUAAUAUUAGUAAUAAUUUCAAUAAUAACAACAGCAACAAUAAUAAGUUCAGUAAGGGUGGAAAGUCUUUGGGCAGCAAUAGUGUUAAUACAAGCAAAAAUGUAAAGAUUCAAAGUGUACAAACUCAAGUGAGUGUUGGGAAGAGUGAGUCUAGUAUGUCCAACACUAGGACAGACAAGACUAGCAGUAAGGCUGCAGGGAUUGGGGUUGUUGGCACAUCUAUCCCAACCUCCAGCACCUCACACUCUACUCAACUCAAACUGGCCCCUUGCUCCACUUCGUGCCUCACAUCACAGGUCCAGUUGGACUCUGUGAACACCUUGGCCCUUUCCCAGUUUCAAACCCAACCCCAUCCCCAGGCCCUCCCACAUUCUCACACUCACCAUCAGAGCCAGUCCAUCUCUCUGCCCCAGCAAUCAACGCAGCCACAGCCACAGAUACAUCCACUGUCUCAGCACCAGUCCCAGCCACAGCUCCAAACUCAGCUCCAGCCCCAUCCUCAGCCUCAACUCCAACUCCAGCCACAGCACCAGUCUCAGUCACAGCUUCAGCCACAGCCACAGCCUCAGCCUCAGCCUCAGCCUCAACUCCAGCCCCAGGCCCAGCAGCAGCUUGCUAUUGGUUCUCCGGCCAUUGGAAUUAUACCUUCAAGUGGAGUGUCCUUCACAGGAGCCAUUGGUACCCUGCCAUUGCCUUAUUACACAAGUCCUCCACUUGGUUACCCUACUUACCCUUACUUUUACCAGACCCCAGAAGCUAUUGGUCUUAUACCUCCUUCCUUCUUCUCACCUUGUCUUCCUCCACGCUCUCCCCUCAGCUCCCGUACCAUUGGGGGCCCCAAGAUUAUGUCAGAGCUGCCGCUGCAGCUACCCAUGACAUCUGUUGUAUCUCAGGGCCCAAGUCAGGCCCAUUCACCUCGCCCCAUGACCCCACCAUCACCAAGAACUUCAACCCCAACCCAGCCUUCUCGGCCUUAUCCACCCCAUUCCCCUCGCCAAUCAUGCAUCAACCCAUCAUCACAACCUCACACACCACAGUCCCCUAAGCCUCUUGCACCAGCCCAGUGUUCCAAGGCCCCUGCUCCACCACAGUCCCAGAAACCCCACACAUCAGUGAUGUCCUCCAAGUCUCAUGGCUCCUUACAUUCCCCUAAGCCUCUUGCCUCAACACAGUCUCAAAAAUCUCUUGCCCCAACACAGACCACCAAACCUUAUACUUCUGUACAGUCUCCCAAAGCUCCUACACCAGCACAGUCUCCCAAGCCCCCCACUCCAUCACAGUCCCCAAAACUGCUUGUCCCACCACAGUCCCCUAAACCUGUUGUCUCAGCAGCCUCAGCACAGUCGCCUAAGCCUCUUGUCCCACCACAAUCCCCAAAGUCCCCUGCACUUGCUCCUGCCCAGUCCCCCAAAUCUCCUGCUCCAGCAUCCUCUCCUAAGCUUCCUGCUAGAGUUCAGUCACCCAUGCCCCAUGCUCCACCACAGUCACCCAAGACCCCGGUCCCUCCACAGUCACCCAAGACCCCUGUCCCUCCACAGUCACCCAAGCCACACACACUCCAGUCACCCAUGUCACACACAACGCAGUCACCUGCAUCACACACAACACAGUCACCCACAUCACACACAACACAAUCACCUGCAUCACAAACAACACAGUCACCUGUGUCACACGCAGCGCAGUCACCCAUGCCACACACAGUACAGUCAUCCAUGCCCCCUAUCCCUCCACAGUCACCCAAGCCACACACACUGGAGUCAUCCAUGCCAUAUACAACACAGUCACCUAUGCCACACACAACACAAUCACCUGUAUCACAUACAACACAGUCACCCACGCCACAUACAACACAAUCACCUAUGCCACAGACAACACAAUCACCUGUGUCACACACAACACACUCACCCAUGCCACACACAGCACAAUCACCCAUACCCACUGCUCCACCACAGUCAUUCAAACCACACACACUGCAGUCACCCAUGCUCCCUGCCCCACCACAGUCACCCAUGCCACACACAACACAGUCAUCUAAGCAUCACACAACACAGUCACCCAUGCAUCUCACCCCACCACAAUCACCCAUGCCACACACAACACAGUCAUCCAAGCCUCACGCAACACAGUCACUCAUGCUCCCUGCCCCACCACAGUCACCCAUACCACACACAACACAGUCACUCGUGCCCUUUGCCCCACCACUGUCACCAAAACUCCUCACUUUAGGACAGUCUUCCUCAUCUCCCAUUCCUCCACAGUCACCCAAGCUUCCCAUGCCAGCACAUUUCCCUAUAGUUCCUGUUUCUCCACAGUCACCUAAGCCUCCUAUUCCAGCACAAUCUCCCAUGGCUACUGCCCAGUCCUGUUCUCUUAUACAAUCCUCCAUGGGUUCUGUCCCACCACAGUCUCUUGUGACACCUGUCUUACCACAAUCACCCAUGCCCCAUGUUCCACCACAGUCUCCUAGGCUCCCUAUCACUGCACAGUCUCCUAGACAUCCUACCAUACCACACUCCCCAAUGCUUUCUUUCCCACCACACUCUUUAAGGCCCCAGAUGCAGUCUCCCAAGCAGCUGCCUGCUGCCCAGUCAGUGGCCAUCCAGGCCCAGUCUCCCAAGCUUAAUUACACUACUACUUCAGGUCAUCCAAUAACCUGCACAACACAACUCUCACAACCCAGCCACUCAGAUAAAAUGGCCCUAAUUCCUCAACAAAUGAUCUCUUCCUUCAGAUCUGGCCCUCAGUCAUCUGUAGUGUCAAGUUCUGGAAGCUCUUUUUGUCCAGAAAAUUCACUUGGUAAAUUAGAUGCAUGUUUACAGACACCAUCAUCCCUUCCCUCAGCCGUUGCAAAAGAUGUGAGUAAUUCUUUUGAUGUUUCUAAAUCUGUUUUACCACAGCCAUUAAAAUCUACCAUUGGUAGCCAACUAACUUCAUGCAGUUUGUUGCCCAUGACAACAAGCUGUUUUCAGUCUACUGUACCUACUAUGUCACUUCCUUCACAAACUUCCAAGCCUACAAGACACCAAGUUACACAGGCACAUACUUCUUUGAAUUCUGUUUACUCCAUUGGCUUACAAGUCUCUGAUAAGGUGUCUCAAUUGAAUGCACAGCAAAUAAUUUACCAAGGAACACCAUCAAACUCCAGACCUGAAUUCAGAAAAAACAAUACUAACAUAGAUAACACCCAAGAACCAAGAUUGAACCACAAUUCAGAUUGUACUGUUCGAGUGUCUAGCUCUGGCUCUGUCCCAGUUGUGGCUUCAUCAGUAUUUCCAACCAUUUCAGUGCCUGAUAAAGGACUGAGCUUGCCACCUGCUACCACUUUUGGGAGUGGUUAUUACCCCCUUGGUCUUCACCAGUCACUCUCCUCAAACUGUAGUCAUACGUGCACAGACAGUAUUAAGACCAAUCCUCUUACAAGUUUGGCUGGUGCAUCAGUGGCCAACACAUCUCAUACUACAUCAACCCUUUCUUUUCCCACUCAUUCUAUGGUUAGCCUGCCAGUGUCUUUGGCUAAUGUGGCAACUGUUACUGCCAUUCCUUCUCUUUCCUCCUGUCAAGUCUUGUCUGCCUCAAUGAUGUCUUCAGGUACUACCUUGACUUCUAGCUUGGCCUCUCCAGCUCCUUCCCCAAAAAGUAGUGCCUCCACUUUGCCUACAUCAGCAGACAGUAGUAAAAAGACAACCCAUACUGCAAAUGCUACUGACAAACUGCUCUCAGCAGUUCCCUCCAGCUGCAGCAGUGUUGUUGAUACUGUACCUUCUAACACAACAGUUGCUGUGACAGUUUCCAUUAAUGCAACAAGUAAUGCUAUCACACCUGUAAAUACACUUGCAACAACAUCAUCAUCCAUUACAAAUGCAGAAGCCUUACUAUCGUGUUGCACAGCACUUGCAACAUUACCUGUGAUUGGUUCAGGCCCUACUUUGGCAGUUAGCUCCAACAUGUCUUUAUGCACUGCAGCAAGCACCACACCUCCACUGAGUAGUGUGGUUACUGUACCAGAAGAGAGAACAGCUACUGCACUACAGAAGAAUGUAUGUAGUUCUGCUGUGUCUAUGAGUAGUUUGACAGACACAGCUGCCUCCACUGUAGGUGCCAGAACCUCCCCAGUGACUACCUGCUCUGGCGAGAACACUCUGAGAGGAAGCUCAGCUGCCACUGCCACUCAGGAAGGAGUUGGUAGUGAUAGUGGUGGUGGAGCUGCUGCUGUCGACUCAAAUGAGGGCUGCAUUAAACCACCAGUCCAUCCUUCAGCUGCCACUAUGUCAGUGAGCAGCAGCAGUAAUAGCAGAAGCAACAACAGCAGCUCUAAUAGUAGCAGCAGCAGUGGCACCACUAUCUCCAUGGCCCACAAUGCUGAAGCAACUGGCUCCUCUUGUGGCACCGCUGGAGCACCACUGCCAGCCAGGAAGGAAGCCUUUCCCCAGUCCCAGAACAGUGGCUGUUCCCUGCCUCAUGGCUCAGUGGGUGAACACUCAGUCUUGAAUGUGAUGGAGAGUGGUGGCUGUGAGCCCCAGUCAAGUGCCUGUACCCCCGUCUGUGAUGUGACGCAUGUGAUUGAUGCCAAACAGCAGUGUGCUGAGCCAAGUGUCAGCAGCAGUGGUGGCCCUAGGCCAUGCCUCAAGAGUUAAAUGUUUCACAGUUUAGGGCACCCAGGCUACUGGCUGCCACAGAUAUAUAUAUAUAUAUAUAUAUAACUAUAUAUAUAGGCAUAUGAAAAUAUUUGAUGUCUCUACAUGCCAUUAAUUUUGUAAAUUGUAAAAUCACAAAAUAUAAUUUUAUUAGUGUGUUUUAAACACUCAUCAAUCACUUUCAAAGUGCUAGUUAGGAAUACAUUUGUUAUUUUUCCACUAUAUGAUGCCUUCCUGUUCUGUACUGUUGACACCAGUGGGAGUGCUCUGGUGAGGCUGUCUUGUCAACUGUGGAAAACAUAUUUUAUUACUCUAUUGGUAUGAUAGUUGAAUUUUCUUUCAUGAAGCAUGAAAGAUAUCCAUUUAAUGAUUAUACAAGUGGCAGUGUUGUGAAUUGCCUCGUGUCUGUCAUGUUUUCCAGAUACUGCUGCAGAAAGCCAUAUAAGCAUUAUACUCAUGCUUAUCAGGACUCAAAUUCUGUAUUGAUAUAUAGCCUGCUGUCUUGAGUGGAAUUAACCUCUUCAAUUUAAUUAAUUGUUACAAGUACAAAAUUAGGAAAAAUGUGAUGCGGUAUUCAAUGUUGACAGGAAGUGGUGUUGGCAAAACUGGGUGUGGCUGUUAGACCCUCCCCUGUUGCAAGACUUGUAGUAUUCAUUUUGUAUUGGUUGUCUUAUGUCUGUCACUCAUAUAGUGUGACCUACUGGAGUGUCCUUAUCAGUUUUAGCACGAAGUUGGCACUUGUGUUGCCUGCCAGCACGAGUGACCCACCACUAGCUUUAACAGAGAGUGGCUGGCUCUCCCACCCACGUGACUCUACUUGAAAGUAGAUUGCUUAAUUAUUGUACAGAAUGAGAAGCUCCAUGAUUUUCUGUAUUGCAUUACAUAGUAUAAAGAUGUGAGGAGAAGGCUGUGUGUUGACUAAUUAUGAUUUGCAGCAGUAGUGGCCUCCUCCUCCCAUCACUCAGUCUGGCUUACUUUGUGAGAUAUUUUUAUUUUUACAUGACAAGAUGGUGAUAUUGUACCAUAGCAACAACUUGUGAAACACUGUGUGAAUGCCCUCCUUAUUCUAUGGUUCUGUGAGACAUUUAGACUCCUUCUGCAGUAACAGCAACUUCAUAUACUCCCACUGACCAAUCCCAGUCCUGCCCCUCCCAAUCACCACCUAUCCCCUAGUGGUUAGCUUCCCUUGUGUGACUUGUCUCAUCCCAUUCCCAGUCAAGUGUUUGCAAGUGAACUUUCAAAUCUAAAGCUUUGAGAGUAGGAACGACAUAGCUUUGAAAAUAUAUAUGCUGUUGAAUUUCUUACUUUGCCAUUUGUACCACAUUGCUUUGUUUAUUGAUCCUAAGCAAUUUGUUUUUAUUGAUACUCAUUCAUUUAUUAUUGCUUCCUUUAUUUGUUUAUACAUAUUUUAGGUGCGUAAAAGUAUAGUAGAUGAGUACAUGUAAAUUUUGUUUAUUAUUAUUAUUGUUAUUAUUAUUAUUAUUAUUAUUAUUAUUAUUAUUAUUAUUAUUAUUAUUAUUAUUAUUAUUAUUAUUAUUAAUGGGAGUUUGAUGUGCACAUGGAAAUGAUCUUUGAUAGUGAUCUAUCAAAUCUCAAUGUAGACUCCUGACAGCACAUGGAAGGACAUUAUCAUCAUCAUCAUCAUCAUCAUCAUCAUCAUGGUAAUCAUCAUCAUUUGGCUAUCUAUCCUAUAUGAAUCAACAACUGGAGGACACACACACACACACACACACACACACACACACACACACACACACACACACACACACACACACACACACACACACACACACACACAUUGAAGCAAGACAGGAGUGUUUAGUUGUAAUGUGUAUUCAUGGCUCAUUCCACUUGAACAUUGGCCUCCCAGUGCAAAGGCUCUCUCCCUCAGCACCACAAGCAUCACAGCCACACAUGCCUACCUAAUUUGUUUUUUGUUAUGGCUGCAAAGUAAUGCAGGUAAUGUAACAAAAUAGGAAAACCUCAUGGCCAUUAGUUUUUUUUUUUUUUUUUUUUUUUUUUUGUGGCCAGCAGCUAGUUUGGCUCUUCUCUAACUGUUUGGAGAGAUGUAGAUUGGUUUUUGGAUAGGGGGAAAUUCAUUAACUUGAGAAUUUGCUUCUUGAGACAAAGCUCUUGAUUUUAAUGACUUUAUUUGGUAAUAUUAUAAGUUUUAUGGGAUUGAUUUUAUGUAUCAGGCAGGUAAGUCUCUCUCUCUCUCUCUCUCUCUCUCUCUCUCUCUCUCUCUCUCUCUCUCUCUCUCUCUCUCUCUCUCUCAUAUGACAUGCUGAGGAUGCUAAUAAUGUUUAUUAGCCAUAGACUUCAGUCAAAAGAUGAAUUGUUGCUAAAAUGUUGAUGCCUCAGAAAUGCUGAACACAACAUCCCCUAUCCCCUUGACAAGUCUAGAAUCUCAUUGGAAUGGCAUCAGUACUAUAGCUUAUGUUAAUUGUGUGUGUGUGUGUGUGUGCGCGUGCGUGCCUGCGUGCGUGCGUACAUGAUUGAUCAACUGAUUGUUUAUUAAAUGCUCAGACUAUAUAAAAAGUAUGUGUGCUUCACCCAUUAUUUAUGUUGUCAUUGAUCAGUUGAUGUGCUUUCCAUUAUUUUCUUGCAUAUGCUUGGUACAACUUACAGGUUUGAGUUGCAAAGAUUUUUAAGAGUUGCACUGUAUGCAUUUCCCUGUGACUGUGGAUAUGGGGAUAGGUAUGGUAUGACCACCACCAUGGAAAGUACUGAAUCUUUUUUCAUUGCAUGAUUGUGGAAAAAAUCUGUUGUUCAGCCAGGAGCUUAUUCAAACCAUAUAAUGGAGGUGAUAAGAAUUCAUCAUAUGAAACUUAAAUCAUGCCAGUGCUAUGGUAGAUCAUGUAUACAAAUAGUAGGUUGCUGUUUGUCCUCCUGAUUUUUUUUUUGAUGCAAUGCAAAAUAUUUUGUUAACAGCCAUGACUUAAAUACCAUUAGAUGUUGUUUGAAAUAUUGGGGAAGAAUGAAGGAAUUCACGAUUUUGUUAUCUUCAUCAUGUUAAUAGUUGAUAAAAUAUUUGAAACUAUUUGAAACUUUGUAGAUCAUGGAGAUGAUCCUUUCAUAUUUCCAGAGCCUUGUUUGUCAACAGCAUGCCAAAACAUUUCCAGAUGAUCAUACAGGAAAAAAUGCAUCCAAGUAGUAGAUAAGUUAUAAAAAGGUAUUUAAUAGAUUUCUUUGUGUGAAAUUUAUUUUUGUUAAGUAAACUUCUUGUGAGAUACUCAGUACUUUUGUGGUGGUGUAAUGUGCAUAACUGAAGUGUUCCAUUAUUGUUUGAUAAGAUGAGGUUCUUCUGAGGCACUGUUGGGACUAAUUUUCAGGGCGAGUCAGCAGAAAGAUGUACAAAAUCAAUCAAUCAUGCCUUUGAGCUGCUGGCUGGCUGGAUGAAUGUAGGGAUGGUAUGUAAUGAAGCUGUGGCUCUGUUGUGAUUAUUAUUCUGUUAUUAUUGCCACUUAUUAUUAUUAUUGUUAUUAUAAUUGCUGCAGUCAAAUUAUGAAUUUAUAAUUUUGAGAUGUGGCUUAAUUUUAUAAGUUCUAUUUUAUGUAAGUGGCAGCUCUUACCAAGUUCAGUUAGAUAGUAAUAUUGAUGUUUGUUUGCAUCUGUUACAUUCUUGACAUAAAAAGGUAGUUUUUGUGUGACAGCCUUAAGCUUGCUAGUCCUUUGCUAAAGUACAUCCCCCAAUAAGAAGCAGGUGCAAGAUAAGAAGAGGGUUGAACAUUUGCACAUUUAUGAAUCUCUUAUGUAAAUCCUAUCUUAGAUUUGAGAUACUUCGGUUGAGGAUGAAACUCAAGUUGUUAAAACUUCUAUGAGAUGUGUCAGAACCCUAGCCUAAUUUUUCUAGUCCAUACUAUUUAACUUUACAUCCUUGAUACUCCUCACCACUCACAUAAUGCCAGUGUCUAUUAGCACUUGUACAUAAGAGGGAAGGAUCAAGACCUGCAUUAUGAAGGCAAGUGACAUUCAAAGAUCUUUUGUAUCUUUUGUAUCACACUUAACUAAGGCUGCUGUUUGCCACCUUAGCUCAUGAAAUUAAUUUUGGUGUGUGGUCAUGUGCCAUGUAUACCGGAGGUUGAUAGCCUUUGUGUUUUUGAAAGAAAUUGAAUUAAAGAAUGUUUGUUUAGAUGUUGACUAGAGUGAUGACAUAAAUGAUGGUCACAGCUGCAGAAUGUACAGCUAAUAAAGAAGCAGUGAAUUGAAUUGCUUGACCAGUGAUGUAAUGAAGUUUGCAUAGACUGCUGUGAUGGCAUCAUUUGUACUUUAAGUACAUCUACCAUCAUUAAUGUUUUGAAUGCCAAUAACCAGAACAGUAUUAGCAGCAUGUUCAGAAUGAAAUUAUUAAAUGAAUAACAGCAAAUAUUACUCAGUAGCAUGAUUACCAUGUCUUAAAUGAUACUGUACUACUGCCACUGGAGGUGAGAUCUUAAUAGCCAACACCAGAAUCCAUCACCCUCCAACCAGCUGCAUCAACAAUCAUACUUGUUUUUUGUCUGUAUGAAAAUUGCAAGUGUUCAGUAAUGCAAGAUUGACUAUCCCCAAUUUAUUAUUAUCAUCAUUACAUAUUAUUGAUUAUUAUAUUUUUAUUAUUAUUUAGUUGUAGGAUCAAUUGAUGCUUCAGCUUGUGUGGCAUGUAAAUUGAAGCUGUUACACUCGCCAUACAUAUUCAUGGUUUGCAAUCACUGCAGAAGUAGACAGGGUUAGAAUGGCCUUAUAGGCUAUAGUAGUUUCCCUCAUUCCAUUGUUUUCUCACUAUUCAUUGCUUUUUAUGCUGCAGCGAACACAGCCCCAUCAUUUCCCCACACUGUUAGAAGCUGUACCUCAGUCUGUUGGUGAGGAUGUACCAUUAUUUUUUAGUUGAUAAUUGCAGAAACUGGAGAAAAAGAGAAAGAUGUAUAGAGACUAGCAGGCCAGCUGGCCCCUCCACCAUGAGCUGUUGAAUCUUAUGGUGGAGAGCAAGGGAGCACUGGGAUAACCAAAGGGAAUGGUUUGUACUUAACAGUUUAUGCCGUUAUUGCAUUUUUAUGAAGAAGCGAGUGUCAAUCAGUAUGAUAGACAUUGUUUUAUUUUAUUUUAUAUUCAUUACUAUUUUAUCAAAUUAAACAAAAGGUUUAAUACAAUUUUAUUGUGCAUGUUACAGAGUUAAGAUAAUUAUAAUUUUAUGCUUGAAUAUAUAUAUAUAUAUAUAUAUAUAUAUAUAUAUAUAUAUAUAUAUAUAUAUAUAUAUAUAUAUAUAUAUAUUUGGCAAAGUGGAGCUUGUGAUGAUACUGAGGUGUAGCAGUGUGUGUGUGUGUGUGUGUGUGUGUGUGUGUGUGUGUGUGUGUGUGUGUGUGUGUGUGUGUGUGCGUGCAUGCGUGCGUGCGUAAUUCUCUCUGUACCUGUUUUUGCUGUUGGACUUGUGUUACAUUUUUUACAUCCAGAGUCUAUGUAUAAUUAAUUUUAUGUAUAUGUCAUGUGUACAGCUAUUCAAAUUUGCUUUUAAUACUAUGUCAUUGCAGUA
Portunus trituberculatus (swimming crab) is the source of this 13244-nucleotide messenger RNA. Its product is annotated as mucin-17-like. Gene Ontology annotation, molecular function: promoter-specific chromatin binding. Lineage: Eukaryota; Metazoa; Arthropoda; Malacostraca; Decapoda; Portunidae. Gene Ontology annotation, cellular component: PRC1 complex. The record is from RefSeq and is a predicted model, not a curated record. The transcript is spliced from 6 exons. The coding region runs from base 140 to 7738 and encodes 2532 amino acids. Gene Ontology annotation, biological process: negative regulation of transcription by RNA polymerase II.